Messenger RNA from Cannabis sativa, 429 nucleotides. RefSeq lists its product as uncharacterized. The transcript has a single exon. The record is from RefSeq and is a predicted model, not a curated record. The coding region runs from base 1 to 429 and encodes 142 amino acids. NCBI's taxonomy places the organism in Eukaryota, Viridiplantae, Streptophyta, Magnoliopsida, Rosales, Cannabaceae.
AUGAGCUUUGGACAAGGCGAAAAGCCUAGUCUUAAGCACUUUCAUGUUUGUGGAUGUCUAGCUGAGGCUAGGCCUUCCAGGCUAAAUGAAAAGAAGCUGGAACCUAAAACUGUGAGGAACUACUUUAUUGGAUAUUCUAAGCAAUCUAGGGGUUUCAAGUUUUAUGAUCCCAAAGUAAGGAAUACAUUUGAAACGGGAAUUGCAAAGUUCUUUGAGGAUAUUGAGUUUUGGGAGAGAAAUAUUGUUAAAGACUUUGUUUUUGAGGAGGAUUUAGAAUCAACCACUCCUCUUGAAGAUGUGUUGAUUUCUAUUGCAUUAGUUGGUUUUGACAAUGUUCAGGAUUCCAAUCCAAAUAUUGAUCAAGUUUUAGAUCAAGAGCAACCAAACAUUGUCAAUCAAACCGCAGAGGUACAAACUGAACAACCUUAA